AGGCCCAAGAUAGCUGCUGGCCGAUUUCCCUGGCAUGCAAGACUGGAGAGGAGGAGGAGGAGGGGCACACCGCACGCCCGCUUGGGAUUCCUGACUCUGUCCCAGCUUCAGAGAACCGGGUCGGGGUGGGUGCCCCUGGGUGUGGACGGACAGCGCGUGAAAGGAGACCUUGACAAGUCACUGGCCAGCUCAGACGUGUUUGGGUUUCUCUUUUCUUAGCUCAGUGAGUACUGGAAGCUUCACAAGACUGCAUAUAUAAGAGGCUGGCCUUAGCUGCGGCUGAAGGAGCUGACCAGCCAGCUGACCCCCGACAUUCACCUAGCCGCCAUGGACAUCGCCAUCCACCACCCCUGGAUCCGCCGCCCCUUCUUCCCUUUCCACUCCCCGAGCCGUCUCUUUGACCAGUUCUUCGGAGAGCACCUGUUGGAGUCUGAUCUCUUCCCGACUUCAACUUCCCUGAGUCCCUUCUACCUUCGGCCACCCUCGUUCCUGCGGGCACCCAGCUGGAUUGACACUGGGCUCUCGGAGAUGCGCCUGGACAAGGACAGGUUUUCAGUCAACCUGGAUGUGAAGCACUUCUCCCCAGAGGAACUCAAAGUCAAGGUGACGGGAGAUGUGAUUGAGGUGCAUGGCAAACAUGAAGAACGCCAGGAUGAACACGGUUUCAUCUCCAGAGAGUUCCACAGGAAAUACCGAGUCCCAGCUGAUGUGGACCCUAUGGCCAUUACUUCAUCCCUGUCAUCUGAUGGGGUCCUCACUGUGAACGGACCAAGGAAAGCGGCCCCUGGCCCUGAGCGCACCAUUCCCAUCACCCGUGAAGAGAAGCCUGCUGUCACUGCAGCUCCCAAGAAGUAGAUGCCCUUUCUCUAACUGCAUUUUUUAAAACAAGAAGGUUUCCCCAUCAGUGAAUGAAAAUCUUAUGAUUAGUGCUGAAGCUUAUUAAUGCUAAGGGCAGGCCCAAAUUGUCAAGCUAAUAAAAUAUCAUUCAGCAACAGA
Otolemur garnettii (small-eared galago) is the source of this 996-nucleotide messenger RNA. It is a transcript of the gene CRYAB, whose product is annotated as crystallin alpha B. The coding region runs from base 328 to 855 and encodes 175 amino acids. The transcript is spliced from 4 exons. Lineage: Eukaryota; Metazoa; Chordata; Mammalia; Primates; Galagidae. Gene Ontology annotation, molecular function: protein folding chaperone; structural constituent of eye lens. The record is from RefSeq and is a predicted model, not a curated record. Gene Ontology annotation, biological process: protein refolding; response to heat.